Messenger RNA from Gorilla gorilla gorilla (western lowland gorilla), 1037 nucleotides. RefSeq names its product sperm associated antigen 7 (gene SPAG7). The transcript has 7 exons. Gene Ontology annotation, molecular function: nucleic acid binding. The record is from RefSeq and is a predicted model, not a curated record. Lineage: Eukaryota; Metazoa; Chordata; Mammalia; Primates; Hominidae. The coding region runs from base 47 to 730 and encodes 227 amino acids.
CGCCCUUCCCUUUAAGACGCACCGCCCCCUCUCAGUCACUCCCAAGAUGGCGGACCUACUGGGCUCCAUCCUGAGCUCCAUGGAGAAGCCACCCAGCCUCGGUGACCAGGAGACUCGGCGCAAGGCCCGAGAACAGGCCGCCCGCCUGAAGAAACUACAAGAGCAAGAGAAACAACAGAAAGUGGAGUUUCGUAAAAGGAUGGAGAAGGAGGUGUCAGAUUUCAUUCAAGACAGUGGGCAGAUCAAGAAAAAGUUUCAGCCAAUGAACAAGAUCGAGAGGAGCAUACUACAUGAUGUGGUGGAAGUGGCUGGCCUGACAUCGUUCUCCUUUGGGGAAGAUGAUGACUGUCGCUAUGUCAUGAUCUUCAAAAAGGAGUUUGCACCCUCAGAUGAAGAGCUAGACUCCUACCGUCGUGGAGAGGAAUGGGACCCCCAGAAGGCUGAGGAGAAGCGGAAGCUGAAGGAGCUGGCUCAGAGGCAAGAGGAGGAGGCAGCCCAGCAGGGGCCUGUGGUGGUGAGCCCUGCCAGCGACUACAAGGACAAGUACAGCCACCUCAUUGGCAAGGGAGCAGCCAAAGACGCAGCCCACAUGCUACAGGCCAAUAAGACCUACGGCUGUGUGCCCGUGGCCAAUAAGAGGGACACACGCUCCAUUGAAGAGGCUAUGAAUGAGAUCAGAGCCAAGAAGCGUCUGCGGCAGAGUGGGGAAGAGUUGCCACCAACCUCCUAGGCGCCCCGCCCAGCUCCCUUUGACCCCUGGGGCAGGGCAGGGGGCAGGGAGAGACAAGGCUGCUGCUAUUAGAACCCAUCCUGGAGCCCCACCUCUGAACCGCCUCCUACCAGCUGUCCCUCAGGCUGGGGAAAACAGGUGUUUGAUUUGUCACUGUUGGAGCUUGGAUAUGUGCGUGGUGUGUGUGUGUGUGUGAGAGAGUGUGAAUGCACAGGUGGGUAUUUAAUCUGUAUUAUUCCCCGUUCUUGGAAUUUUCUUCCCCAUGGGGCUGGGGUACUUUACAUUCAAUAAAUACUGUUUAACCCAA